Molecule: messenger RNA, 1045 nt
Organism: Ochotona princeps (American pika)
Lineage: Eukaryota; Metazoa; Chordata; Mammalia; Lagomorpha; Ochotonidae
Product: UDP-glucuronosyltransferase 1A4-like
Exons: 1
Coding region: 24-941 (305 amino acids)
Molecular function (GO): UDP-glycosyltransferase activity
Source: RefSeq, a predicted model, not a curated record
GCGGUGUGUUUGCCUUUGGUGCAAUGAUGCUGCAAUUGCAGAUUCCCCUUGUGAAGCUGGUAGGGUUGCUGCUCUGGCUGCAUGUCCUGCCCUGGACUGAGGGUGGUAAAGUGCUGGUGGUAUUCGUGGAUGGAAGCCCCUGGUUCACCCUGCUGGAUGUUGUGCGGGAGCUCCACGCCCGAGGUCACCAAGCUGUGGUCCUUGCACCAGAGGUGAAUCCGCUCAUCAAAGGAGAGGACUUCUUCACCCUGCAAACCUUACCUACUUCUUACUCCCGAGAGCAAUUUGAUCAUAAUUUCAAACGCCAUCUACACAUGUUCUUUGAGACCCAGAAUAUUCUGAAGAAUUUUUUGGACAAUGUUGAAACCAUGAGAUACGCUUUUGAAUUUUAUUAUGGCAUCUGCUCAGAGCUUCUGCACAACAAAUCUUUGAUCAGGCAGUUGAAUGAGAGUUCCUUUGAUGUGGUCCUAACGGAUCCUGCCUUACUGUGUGGAGCGCUGCUGGCUAAGUACCUGUCAGUUCCUGCAGUGUUCACUUUGCGUUUUAUUCCCUGUGACCUGGACUUUGAGGCCACGCAGUGUCCCCACCCUUUCUCAUAUAUUCCCAGACUCAUGACAAUGAACUCAGACCACAUGACCUUCCUGCAGAGGGUCAAGAACAUGCUCUUUCCUUUGCCACAGAGCUACAUUUGCCAUGUGUUGUAUGAUUCAUUCCAAACCCUUGCAUCUGAGCUUUUUCAGAGAGAGGUGUCCUUGAUGGACAUCUUCAGCCAUGCUUCUGUGUGGCUGUUCCGAGGAGACUUUGUGCUGGACUACCCCAGGCCCAUCAUGCCCAACAUGGUCUUCAUUGGGGGCAUCAACUGUGCCAAGAGGAAGCCACUCUCUCAGGUCUGUAUUGCUGCUUUUCUGCCAUCUGUGCUUCAGUUAGAAAAAAUUCCAUAGAGAAAGUUCUAACUUCUUCCCUUAUCUACUCAUCGUUCUAAAGAGUUCACCUUAUUCUUCUGAGAGUUAAAGGGAGAGGAUUUGUGAAGGUGUUCACAUGUGCU